Molecule: messenger RNA, 2778 nt
Organism: Artibeus jamaicensis (Jamaican fruit-eating bat)
Lineage: Eukaryota; Metazoa; Chordata; Mammalia; Chiroptera; Phyllostomidae
Gene: SLC35H1
Product: solute carrier family 35 member C2
Exons: 10
Coding region: 919-2019 (366 amino acids)
Biological process (GO): UDP-glucose transmembrane transport
Cellular component (GO): cis-Golgi network; endoplasmic reticulum-Golgi intermediate compartment; Golgi apparatus
Molecular function (GO): antiporter activity
Source: RefSeq, a predicted model, not a curated record
GGCUUGGGGCUGUGAUGGCGGAGUAGAGGCCAAGAGCGCAGAUGAAUGAAGGAGUUUGUUGGGAUGGCCCUGACGGGACAGGAUUUGAGGGAAGAGGGAAAGAGGCAUUGACUUGGAGGUUUAGGCUGACGUAACCAGAUGUGUUAUGCUGGCAUUUACUAAUGAUGUUGUGGGCAUGAAUCAGGGAAUCGAAGAGUUUUAGGUUCAAGUUAGAUGUACCAGCCUGGAGUUUGUAGGAAAGGUUAGGGCUAGUGCAAGGAAUUUAGACACCAUUGGCCUGCCAGUCAGCUGGGCUGAGAUUACACAAGAGGAGAAUGAAGAUAAGAGAGGCCACGGUCCUCAGGCACCCAGCGCUUACAGGUUGUGUGGACUGAGAGGGAGUCCAGAAAAGCAGAAGGCCGCCUAGAGGGUAUGGUGUGGCAUCCAAGAGGUUUUCCCAGGAAGAGGAAGGGGUCAGAUGUUUAAGAUGCCGAUGAGACCAGCGACUUGGCCCUUGAAGGAGGAACAAGGAGGAGGGCGUGGUGACGCAGUGGGACAGGCUGGGGAAGUUUCACUCUGAGGGGACCGAGAAGGGAAUAAGCCCCUACGUGAGGCACCAUCACAGGCUUUACCUGAUGCCACCGACUUCCCUCCCAGGAGGUUCCUGAUUCAUCCUCCUUUGCAGCCCCCAGACCUGGGGCCCCACGAGCCCUGCAGACGGUUCACCAUGGCCAGGUUCAGCUCGGGCCCCCAGCCCCUCGGGUGAGGCUCCGCCUGGGGCUCCGAGAACCACCCUGAAUCAUGGGGGUGAAGAGAGCUCCGAGCAGACGACGAUCUUGGUGAAAGUCGAGGCCCAGGCCCAGCGGCUCUUCCUGCAGCCCGUCUUCAGGAGAGGCGCCUGCCCCCACCGGCCCCGGCUGGGGGUUGCCACUGCCCCGGAUGGGGAGGUGGGCCCUGGACGUGGCCUUUGUGUGGAAGGCGGUGUUGACUCUGGGGCUGGUCCUUCUCUACUACUGCUUCUCCAUCGGCAUCACUUUCUACAACAAAUGGCUGACGAAGAGCUUCCACUUCCCCCUCUUCAUGACGAUGCUGCACCUGGCCGUGAUCUUCCUGUUCUCCGCCCUGUCCCGGGCGCUGGUUCAGUGCUCCAGCCACAGGGCCCGCGUGGUGCUGAGCUGGCCCGACUACCUCAGAAGAGUGGCUCCGACAGCACUGGCAACGGCGCUGGACGUGGGCCUGUCCAACUGGAGCUUCCUCUACAUCACCGUCUCACUGUACACGAUGACCAAAUCCUCAGCCGUCCUCUUCAUCUUGAUCUUCUCUCUGAUCUUCAAGCUGGAAGAGCUGCGUGCGGCGCUGGUCCUGGUGGUCCUCCUCAUCGCGGGGGGCCUCUUCAUGUUCACCUACAAGUCCACGCAGUUCAACAUGGAGGGCUUUGCCUUGGUGCUCGGGGCCUCAUUCAUUGGCGGCAUCCGCUGGACCCUCACCCAGAUUCUCCUGCAGAAGGCGGAACUUGGGCUCCAGAACCCCAUUGACACCAUGUUCCACCUGCAGCCGCUCAUGUUUCUCGGGCUCUUCCCUCUCUUUGCCAUCUUCGAAGGUCUCCAUCUGUCCACGUCCGAGAAAGUCUUCCGGUUCCAGGACGCAGGGCUGCUCCUGCGGGUGCUCGGCAGCCUCGUCCUCGGCGGGGUUCUUGCCUUCGGCUUGGGCUUCUCCGAGUUCCUCCUGGUGUCCAGAACCUCCAGCCUCACUCUCUCCAUUGCGGGCAUUUUCAAGGAAGUCUGCACUUUGCUGUUGGCAGCCCAUCUGCUGGGUGACCAGAUCAGCCUCCUGAACUGGCUGGGCUUCGCCCUCUGCCUCUCGGGGAUAUCCCUGCACGUCGCCCUCAAGGCCCUGCCCUCCAGAGGGGACAGUGGCCCCAAACCCCCCAAGGGGCUGGGUUCCAGCCCAGACCUGGAGCUGCUGCUUCGGAGCAGCCAGCCGGAGGAGGAUGGCAACGAGGCGGCGGAGGAGGAAGAGUACUUUGUGGCCCAGGCAUAGCAGUGACCCGCCUCUCCCAACCUUUGUGCCAAGUGGCAACUCAGGGACCCGGUGGCUCCUCACAGCAGCUGGGAGCAGCGGGCCAGAAGUGGCCCCGGGCGGGGACUCGGGAGCACGUGACCACGCAGCAGGGCUGGGUCAAGGAGUUGGUUGACGGCCGAGUGCCCGGUGUGCCUCAGCCCGGCCCGAGUCGGGCCGCACUCUGCUGGAGUUGCAGCAGACGGAGGGAAGGCUGUUUCUCAACUGGCUGCCAGGACCAGGAUUCCAGAGGCCUCUCCGAGGGGCCUGGUGUGGACUGCGGAGCAGUUGGGACGGGGACAUGGAGAGAAGCUUUUCGCUGGACAGUUUUUCCCCGGAGAGCAGACCUGUUCACGGUUUGCAAAUAAAGGGUGUUCUGUCCUCUGGCCGCCUCAUGUUGCCUAUAGACGUGGGCACCGGGAGGAGCGGUCCUUGCCUGGCCCGUCCCCCUUCUCUGCCCGGGGCCUCCUGCAGGAGACUGGUCACACUCCAGGCCCUCAGCACUGCAUCACUUGUGCCCCUGAUGGAGCCUCAGGACCCUGUCUGGCAGCCUAGACACACCUGUACCGAGUCCCGUAUUCUGGGGACCUGAAAGCUUUCACAGCCUGGAUGUGAGUCCUGACUGUGUCACUUACUGGCUGUGUGACCUUAACCAAAUUAUGUAACCUCUCUGUACAGCUUUGUCAUCUGUGAAAUGGGGAGAAUAGUCGUCUCAGAGUUGUUCUGAAGAUAGGAAACAGU